UUCUUCUUCGGUGCGUAGGUUUGUUCCUUUUUUUUUCUCUAACUUCAUUUUCUCGGCGCUCGUUCUCGUCUCUGUCGAGAAACCGGCGCCGUCAUGGUUCACGUCAGUUUCUACCGCAACUAUGGGAAGACCUUUAAGAAGCCAAGGCGUCCCUAUGAAAAGGAGCGAUUGGAUGCAGAGUUGAGGCUUGUAGGAGAGUACGGACUCCGAUGUAAGAGGGAGUUGUGGAGGGUUCAGUAUGCAUUGAGCCGUAUUCGGAAUGCUGCCAGGGAUCUUCUCACUCUUGAUGAGAAGAACCCUCGUCGUAUUUUUGAAGGUGAAGCACUUCUUCGUAGGAUGAACAGGUAUGGACUUUUGGAUGAGAGCCAAAACAAGCUUGAUUAUGUAUUGGCUUUGACUGUUGAGAACUUUCUUGAACGUCGCUUGCAAACACUAGUGUUUAAGUCUGGGAUGGCCAAGUCGAUCCACCAUGCUCGUGUUUUGAUUAGGCAAAGACAUAUCAGGGUUGGUAGGCAGGUGGUGAACAUCCCAUCUUUCAUGGUGAGGGUUGACUCUCAAAAACAUAUAGACUUCUCUCUCACUAGUCCAUUCGGAGGCGGCCGCCCUGGAAGAGUGAAGCGAAAGAACCAGAGAGCAGCUGCCAAGAAGGCUUCUGGGGGAGAUGGCGAUGAUGACGAGGAUGACGAGUAAACCUUAAGGCCAUUACCCCACAACUAGGAACCCUUACUAGACAUGGUUUUAGUUUUGUUUCCAGAUCUUUACUGCAGUGGAUUCUGGUAUAUGUUUUGCUUUAAGUAUUCUGUUUUGUUUUCCCCCUUGUUUGAAGUUAUUUUGGGUAAUCAUGUUGUUUAAAGAUUAUAAUAUUUUAAUUUUGGUCAUUUUAGUGCACAAUGUUAUCUAUUUUAGCCAAAAUCGAAUAAAGGACC
Messenger RNA from Hibiscus syriacus, 926 nucleotides. RefSeq names its product 40S ribosomal protein S9-2-like. The record is from RefSeq and is a predicted model, not a curated record. Bases 94 to 690 code for a protein of 198 amino acids. Gene Ontology annotation, cellular component: cytosolic small ribosomal subunit. Gene Ontology annotation, molecular function: structural constituent of ribosome; rRNA binding. The transcript has 3 exons. NCBI's taxonomy places the organism in Eukaryota, Viridiplantae, Streptophyta, Magnoliopsida, Malvales, Malvaceae. Gene Ontology annotation, biological process: translation; positive regulation of translational fidelity.